Molecule: messenger RNA, 3604 nt
Organism: Sinocyclocheilus grahami
Lineage: Eukaryota; Metazoa; Chordata; Actinopteri; Cypriniformes; Cyprinidae
Product: gamma-aminobutyric acid type B receptor subunit 1-like
Exons: 24
Coding region: 432-3419 (995 amino acids)
Biological process (GO): G protein-coupled receptor signaling pathway; gamma-aminobutyric acid signaling pathway
Cellular component (GO): G protein-coupled receptor heterodimeric complex; membrane
Molecular function (GO): G protein-coupled GABA receptor activity
Source: RefSeq, a predicted model, not a curated record
UGCAAAAUAAAUUAUAUAAAGGGGGAAAAAAUACAAAUUGAGUAUAUAAAUAAUGAUAUUGUACACUUGGCACAGAAGAUGACUCGUGAUGCAAGGAUGAAAAGACGUAGGCUGCGUUCCCCCGUUACGUCACAAGUAAGUGAGAUUGAGGAGGGAGUGGAAAAAGAGGAGGAAGGAUGAGCGCUAUGUAGAUAAUGUUUCUCUAUGUAGCCUGUCAUUUACACCUGCAAUGAUCUAAUGCAAAGCAAUACAGACCCUUCUCUAAAAGCCAUAAAGCAGUCCGCAAAUGUGAUGCACAGAUUUGCACAAUCAAAGCGACAUCGUGCUUGUAUCGGGUGGAUGUUAUAUUUAAACUCUCCGUGAACGGAUAUUGUGUGUAUUUUCUUCGGGUCGGUCCUGCUGGAGCUGCACCGGGCCUUUGCUAUGCAGUAAUGGAGCAGCUAUUAUUUCUUGUAAUUUUCUACUUGCUGCCUACUCUCAUCUCGUCCAUACAUAAUUCAACGACCGGAGGAUGUGCAAUCAUUCGUCCCCCCAGAGACGGAGGGAUUCGCUACAGAGGACUGACUCAGGAACAGAUCCGCAGUGUGCAGAUCUUGCCGGUAGACUAUGAGAUAGAAUAUAUCUGUAGAGGAAGCAGAGUUAUUGUGGGGCCCAAGGUCCGAAAAUGCCUUCCCAAUGGCACCUGGACUGACAUGAACCAGCUCAGCAGAUGCUUAUUGGUUUGCCCACGUUCCUGGAUGUCUCUGGAGAACGGGAGGGUGGCGCUGCUGCCCCCUGGGCAACCAGUAGAGGGCACAGUUCUUCACUACAGCUGUCAUGCUGGCUUCUUAUUGGAGGGUUUCAAUAUCUCACACUGUACCAAGCUGGGCAAAUGGGACUCACCUAAACCGUUCUGUGUCUAUGACAGUAACUAUACAGGCAAGAAGAAACUGUACAUCGGAGCUCUGUUUCCCAUGAGUGGAGGAUGGCCCGGUGGUCAAGCGUGUCUCCCCGCAGCCCAGAUGGCUUUGGAUCUCGUGAACAACCGGACCGAUAUUCUGCCGGACUACGAGCUGGAGCUCAUUCAUUACGACAGUAUGUGUGAUCCAGGAGAGGCCACUAAGCUGCUGUACGACUUGCUGUACACAGAGCCCAUAAAGAUCGUCUUGAUGCCAGGUUGCAGCUCUGUGUCUACGCUUGUGGCCGAGGCAGCACGCAUGUGGAACCUUAUAGUGUUUUCAUACGGCUCCAGUUCUCCAGCUUUAUCCAACCGCCAGCGCUUUCCCACUUUCUUCCGUACGCACCCGUCAGCAACUCUGCAUAAUCCCACACGUGUGCGGCUCUUCCAGAAGUGGGGAUGGACAAAGAUUGCCACCAUCCAGCAGACCACUGAAGUCUUUACCUCAACUUUGGAUGAUCUGGAGGAGCGUGUGAAGGAGGCCGGAAUCGAGAUAAGCGUUAGACAGAGCUUCCUCACGGAUCCCGCAGUGGCUGUCAAAAACCUGAAGCGUCAAGAUGCUAGAAUCAUAGUCGGCCUCUUUUACGAGACUGAAGCCAGAAAGGUGUUUUGCGAGGUCUUCAAAGAGAAACUCUAUGGUAAGAAGUACGUAUGGUUCCUCAUCGGCUGGUACGCAGACAACUGGUUUAAGAUCAAAGAUCCAGCCAUCAAUUGCACAGUGGAGAACAUGACGGAAGCCGUGGAAGGGCACGUCACUACUGAAAUCGUCAUGCUAAACCCGGAGACCGUCCGCGGUGCCUCCAACCUGACCUCGCAAGAGUUCCUGGCCCAGCUGAUGUCACGUCUUGGGGGAAAGAAUCCGGAAGAAACGGGUGGAUUUCAGGAAGCUCCACUGGCAUAUGAUGCUGUGUGGGCUCUUGCACUGGCCCUCAAUAAAACAGUGGCCCCUCUGAGGGCCAAAAGCUGGGCAUUGGAGGAUUUCAACUACAACAACAAGGAAAUCACUGCUGAGAUUUACCGAGCCCUCAACACCAGCUCGUUUGAAGGAGUGUCUGGUCAUGUCGUGUUUGAUGCUCAAGGUUCACGUAUGGCCUGGACUCUCAUUGAGCAACUGCAAGGUGGGAGCUACAAGAAGAUUGGAUACUAUGACAGCACAAAAGGCAACCUGUCCUGGUAUGGAAACGACAAAUGGAUCGGCCUCGGCCCUCCGGCAGACCAGACCAAGGUGAUUGAGGAGUUUCGUUACCUUUCCCAGAAGCUCUUUGUAUCAGUGUCUGUCUUUGCUGGGCUGGGAAUCCUUCUGGGCAUAGUUUGCCUUUCCUUCAACAUAUACAACAGUAGCGUCAGAUACAUUCAGAACUCUCAGCCCUAUCUGAACAACAUGACGGCGGUGGGUUGCGUGCUGGCAUUAGCAGCUGUCUUUCCUCUGGGCAUCGAUGGCCUCCAUAUCCAAAGAUCACAGUUCCCCGUGGUGUGCCAGUUUCGCCUGUGGUUGCUUGGACUAGGCUUCAGUUUAGCCUAUGGCAGCAUGUUCACCAAGAUCUGGUGGGUUCACACCGUCUUCACCAAGAAGGAUGAGAAAAAAGAGAAGAGAAAGCAUUUGGAGCCGUGGAAGCUGUAUGCGACCGUUGCAGUUCUGCUGGCUAUUGAUGUUCUCUCUCUGCUUAUCUGGCAGAUCAUGGACCCUCUGCACAUAACUGUGGAGAAGUUCACUAAAGAGGCUCCUAAAGAAGAUCUAGAUGUGUUGAUUCAGCCUCUUCUCGAGCACUGCAGUUCAGAGAAGAUGAACACGUGGCUUGGUGUGGUGUACGGCUACAAGGGACUUCUGCUGCUGCUGGGAAUCUUUCUGGCCUACGAGACCAAGUCCAUUUCCACAGAGAAGAUUAAUGACCAUAGAGCGGUUGGCAUGGCCAUCUACAAUGUAUCUGUGCUGUGCAUGAUUACUGCUCCGGUGACCAUGAUCCUCUCCUCUCAGCAGGAUGCUUCAUUUGCAUUCGCCUCUCUGGCCAUCAUCUUCUCGGUCUACAUCACCCUCGUGGUGCUCUUUGUGCCCAAGAUACGGCGUUUGAUCACUCGUGGCGAGUGGCAGUCGGAGCAGCAGGACACGCUGAAAACCGGCUCGUCCACCAACAACAACGAUGAGGAGAAGUCAAGACAGCUGGAGCGCGAGAACAGGGAACUCCAGAAGAUCAUUCAAGAGGCAUUUUCCUCUUCUCCUCAUAAGGAAGAAAGAGUGACGGAACUGCGGAGUCAGCUUGCAGAACGCCAGGCCUUGCGCUCUCGUAGACGCCCGUCUGUCCAGAAUCAGAACCAGAACCACAGCGUCCCGUCGUCUCAGGCCGAACCCCCCAACUACUGCCCCGCAACAGACAAACAGUCCCUGCCUCCGUCCUUCUCCAAUUCUUCCAACCUGUACCAGGGCGAGGGCAAACUGAGCCGAAACAACUGCCACAACAGCCGUCUGCCCCUGCUGUACAAAUGAGUCCGGGAUGGUGGAAUCUCAAGAAGGCAAUGUAAAGUUGUGUCUGUAGUUUAUGUACUUUAUUUUGAAGUCGAUGAGUUUUUACCUCCACUUUCGGAUUCCUGACCCUGACUUCCUAAUUGUUCACUUUUCAUAACUCUAUCUCAGUUAUAAAAGCACAAUAUUUUUUUUGUAAUCCACUUUCU